This is a messenger RNA of Megachile rotundata (alfalfa leafcutting bee), 1468 nucleotides long. It is a transcript of the gene Nt5a, whose product is annotated as 5' nucleotidase A. Lineage: Eukaryota; Metazoa; Arthropoda; Insecta; Hymenoptera; Megachilidae. The record is from RefSeq and is a predicted model, not a curated record. Gene Ontology annotation, molecular function: 5'-nucleotidase activity.
AUGAAUGCUUUUAAAUUGACAAAUUAUGAUUGUAUCGGAUUUGAUUUAGAUAAUACGCUUCUGAAUUACAAUGUGACAAAUUUGGUGCAUUUGGUAUAUAACACAUUAGCUGAUUACUUGAUAAAAGAAAAGGGUUAUGACUCAAAAUACUUAUCAAAACCAUUGGAAAAUAAAGAUUUAGAUUUCAUGCAGAAAGGAUUGUUCUUAGACUUUGAAAAAGGAAAUUUACUUAGAAUCAGUGCUGAUGGUACAAUUCAAAGAGCAUGUCACGGUACUAGUUUAUUAAGUAUUGAACAAAUUAAAGAAAUAUAUUGUGACCAAAGGUGGGAAGCCACAGAUGCAUUUUCUAAAGACAUGCUAUCAACGUGGAAUGGACCUAUAUCAAUGAAAAUGAGAAGUUUAUUAGAUUACUUUGAUAUUUCUUCAUCUGUUAUAUUUGCAAGAUUAAUAGAUACUCUUGAUGAAAAACAUGGAGGACCUCUAAAUUCUUAUAAUGUUUGGCCUGAUAUGUUAGAUGGAUUGAUUGAAAUGUAUGAUGCAGAUCAUUUUAAAUUAGACAAAGGAGAAUUCUUUCCUAGCUUGAAACAAAAUCCUCAUAAAUACAUGCAUAAAUGUAAUGAAAGAACUAUAAAAUGGCUUCAGGAAUUAAAAAAACAUUGUAUUACUUUUCUCAUCACUGGAUCAAAUGUUGAUUUUGUUAAUUUUACUGCUACUUAUGCCUUUGGGGAAGAUUGGAAGUCUCUGUUUGAUAUUACUAUUUGUUAUGCAAGAAAGCCUGGCUUUUUUACUGAGCAACGUCCAUUUUAUGAAACUAUAAAUUAUGAAAAAGGUGCUAUAAUAGAAAGCAAAGAUUUAAAACAGGGUGGGAUAUAUAAUCAAGGUAAUUGGAAAGGUCUUGUUGAUUUCCUAGAAUGUGAAUCUGGUAAAAAAAAUCCUCGUUGCUUAUAUAUUGGUGACAAUCUUAUUCAAGAUAUUUAUGUACCUAAAGCAUAUGUUCAAUGUGAUACAGUAGCUGUAAUUGAGGAACAGAUGGCUGAAGGAAUGUUUCAUCAGGGAUUGUCACAUCCAGAUGAAAAAGUGUUAAAUUCCACAUUCUGGGGUUCUUAUUUCUGCUUGAAAGAUUCUAGAAUUAAUACUGAUUCUUUAUGGGGUUAUGUUAUAAAAAAAUAUUCGAAACUUUGCAUACCUAACAUAGAUAUUAUAGCUCAAGAGCCAUUAGAAAAAACUUAUUUAUGUUUCGUGGAAGAUGAAAAGAAAUACAGUGGAUAUUAUCCUGCAGCACCUCUCAGUAUAUCAACUAUCUAAGCUUAUAUACGUAUUAUACCAGCUAUCCAGGAACAGUUGCAACAAUUACUAAAGCCCAAAAGAACAUUGGUACAUCCUAAGCAAACAUUUAGAACAAAACGAACAGAACAGAGGCAACAAGAAGGGCUAGCAGCAGUGGAGAAAAUUUUGGAAGAAAGAAAAA